UGUUCUCGUUAUUAACAUUUUACUACUGUUCAUUGAUCAUGUCUCAUAGUAUUUGGGCCGAGGUAAUUACUCCAGAAGAACGAUGCAGAGUAGACAUCGAUGGCGUUCUCUGCCUGUCAAUGGCAACACUUAUGCCACAUGCCAAAAAAGGGCGCACUACUCUUUUACUAGAGGUUAAUGGACUAGAGUACGCGAUCUGCUCACUGAUUGCUGACAAUGUUGAGAACCAACCUUUACGCAUCUUUCUUACUGAAGAAGACGAAGCAACCAUAAGAGUUUCCGGUGCCAAUUCCAUUUCAUUGACGGGCACAGUAGAGCGUGAUGAAGAUUUUACACCCGAGGAGGACGAAGACGCAGAUAGCCACGGAUCGCUUCAAUUCCGUGAUCCUUCUGAUAAUACUUUCUUGGGUGGAUUUGAACUGAGACAUUUUGGGUUAGCCCAGCAAAACUCUAUGUUUGACAAAGUUGAUUUACGAAAAGAAGAGACUUCUUUAGAAGAAGGCGCACUCAAUGAUCGAAUUGUUAUUGGACUUAUCAACAGUAUGAAGAACAGUGGCGACAAAGCAAAGAUCAAAAUGGCAAAGACCUUACGUAGUAAAUUGAACCAAAGUAUAGCUGAACGCAAUACCAAACAAAAGUCAUUAAAGUAGCAACGCUUUAUUGGACCGUAAUGAACCACAUACAAG
Messenger RNA from Phycomyces blakesleeanus NRRL 1555(-), 686 nucleotides. RefSeq lists its product as hypothetical. Lineage: Eukaryota; Fungi; Mucoromycota; Mucoromycetes; Mucorales; Phycomycetaceae. The transcript is spliced from 6 exons. Bases 39 to 650 code for a protein of 203 amino acids. The record is from RefSeq and is a predicted model, not a curated record.